CUGCGACAAUACUUUGAUUGGUUUUGAUUCAGCGUAGGCCUUUGAAUUCAUUCAAUGGAAGAUUGUUGUAAUUCUUUGUUUUUAGUAAAAAGUCAAGGCAAUCCUGUCUUUUCCAGGCCCCCCACUACUUUUUGAAGUUGUACAAUGCUAUCCCACUAGCUAGAAAAUUUUAGGCUAUGACUGUUGGCAAGUAGUCGUUGAUCCCAGUGUUUCCCGCUUUAGAUAUUUUGGAGAAUUUUUUCGCUGUAAUUGACUUUGUUGAUGGUGGAGACGCCAUUCGUCAUCUCUGAUCGUCUGUUUUGAGUCUUCUAUUGCCUGUACCUCCAAAGAUCAAAAACAAUGGCGAACCGUGCUAAUAAGGAUGCGAAAUCUGUGCACAGCGUGCAGAACCCUAUGCUCUUGCUGUCGAACAUCGUCCGACCUAAGAUUUUAGAGGACACUUUCUGGAAAGAGUUUUGUUUCGCACUGAAUGCCGCAGACGUAGUAGACGUUUGUAUCGAUCACGUUCGAUGCGUUGGUGCGACUUAUGGCGGAAGACGAAGACCCAGUACUUAAUACUUUGUGUUUGUUUGCUUUCGUUGUUUUUUGUAGUUGUAUUGGAUCACACCCUCAUAGAUCGAUGCAACGAGUUGGACUAAAAACGUAAUUCUAAACUCCUAUCGAGAGGAAAUUAGAAUACGUACUAUAAAUACUCAAAUUUCUCAAGCCCGACCUAAAACUUCCACUUCUCAACAGGUAAAUUUCUUUGCCUGUUGCUCAAAUUGCUUCAGUUGCAGCCUGACUUGGAGAUAAUAAAGGCUUAUGUAGCACAAAAGGAGUUUCGAUAUUUGAGGUGUUUAGGGGCCACCUAUUUGCGCAUGGUUGGAGAUCCUGAGACAAUUUAUACGACACUAGAACCCUGGUUUUCAGACGCAAGGAGGGUGUGCAAGCGCAAUAUUGACGGGAGCAUCACGAUCACACACAUGGACGCGUUUUUGUUAUGAGCAGAUUGAAGAGGAAUUCAAAGAUUAGAUCAUACACAUGCUAACUUUAUUAUUUCUAUCUUCCUCUGGUCUUUCUUUUUCCUAGUUAGAUUGGCUCCACCCAUAUUUUUAUUCUAAUCGUUGAUAGUUUGUUUGAAGAUGAAUCGAAAGGGUACAACCGUUUCUGGAUGUUUUCUGCUCAAGCAUAAUACUAUCCAAGUAUCUUUCUAGUGAAACGAGUACUUGCCUCCUGGUCUAAGCCCUCACGAGCUUCUCUGGGAACGCCAGCUGAUAGACGAUGUGGCUUUUUACGAGUUGCCAACGAGAGUAAAAAUGGAGGAGUUGGAUAGGUUGGAACCAUAUGAAAGUCCUCUGGCGGACGAAUUGGAGCAAUUAGAGCUGGAGAAAAACAUCAAAGAAGACGAGGAAGCCAGACAAAGGAGAAGAGAAGCCGACAGAGCCGAAAGACAGAGAAAGCGAGAGGCAGACGAAGCGGCGAGGAAAGCGUACUCUAUUGAUGUUUGAAGCAUUAUUCGUAUGUUCUUGAGGAUUGAAGAAAGUAAUGAAGUUCUUGUAUAAGCAAUUUCAUUUUUUUUUUCAAAUUUUCUUUUCCAAAUUUCCUUCAGGCGACGGGAAGCGCGUCUACGACGACUGGCCAUUGCCCACGGACCCGAGCUUCCGCCGCCGCCAAAACCGGAAGGCGCUGUUGAUGUCACUGAGACAAACGGACGGCCUGAGGAUGGUGUCCCUGCGCAACCUGAGGACGCCUCUUCCGGAGCUAAGAAGGAAGACAAUAAAGACGGCGAUGGUAAAGAAAAAGAUGGUAAAGAAGGAGGUAGUGAGGAAAGCGGUAGCUCUUCUAGUAGUGAUAGCAGCGACGAUGAGGAUGGGGGUAAAAAACGCAGAAACAAGAGUGGCAAGGACAGUGGGCCACAGGAAGAAGAAGAUAAGGAUAAAGAUGUCGAUAAGGACAAAGAUAGAGAUAGACGCACCACUAGUAGGAGAGGAGACUCGAGACGGCGUCGUCACAGGGAUGACUCUAGGAGAAGGAGACGGCGUGGUGGCAGGAGUAUGGAUAGUAGGAGAAGGAGACGGCGCGACGACUCUCGGAGAAGAAGACGGCGUGAUGACAGUCGCGAUCGAAAACGGGAUCCUAGCAAGAAAGAAGACGAUCGGAAAGAGGACAAGAAAGAAAGCGACGAAGAAGUGGUUCUUGUCAAUAGUAAAAAGAAGAAGGAACAAGAGAAGAAAGAACGGGAGGAACAAAGGAAAAGGGAUGCUAGCAGUGCCUCUGAUGGAAGUUCCUCUGACGGUGAUAGAAAAAGAAGAAGUCAUCGAAACGACGACCGAAAGGACAGAAAACGUGCGAGAAGGAGGUCGUCAUCUUCGGAGUCUAGUUCGGAAGAGAAACCCCGUCGUGACAACAAAAGAAGGGAUCAUCGAAGCAGCAAAAAUGAUGAUCGCGACAGCAAGAAAGCUACAAGUAGGGAUGAAGCUGCUGUUAACAACAAGUCUGCUUCUGCUUCUAGUAGUACUGCUCAACAACAAAAUCGAAAGGAUGAUAGCACCGCUACCUCUACUAAGAGUAAGAAGCCUAAAGGCCCCUUUAUAAACUUUGUGCAGCCUCCUUCUGUCUUAAGAGCACAAGCACUAGAACCUGUAGAGGAAGAAGUCCAAGCGCCUCCAAAACGCGCUCGGAAUCCAGAUCUACCCUCUGAAGACGACCGAAGCGACGACGAGCACCGUUACUUCUCCAACAACGCGUGCGCAGGUGCCGGCAGUAAGCGUGAUCCGAACAAGACCGCACUCUUCGGUGCGAAAGCGAGAGUAGAGAAGAAGGAGCGGAAGAAACAACGUGCUGCAGAGCGAGCUGAGAAGGAGGCGGAGCAAGAAAAGGCGAACCGUGGCAAAGAGUAUACGAAAGAACAACUUGAAGAGAUCGCCUUGGAGAACCAGCGUAGAGCUGAACUUGGAAUCAAACCACUGCGCCUGUAACCGCCUCAGCACAUCAUGUCCAAACCACUGCGCUUGUAACCGCCUCAGCACAUGGAGAUGGGACAUUUAACGCAGCGCGCACCCCACUCACACAUGAGCGACUCUCUCCCUCUACACCCCCUUUUGAAGAACUUCGCAAUCCCCUUUCUAGUAAGGUCUACGAAGGUAGUCCUAUGCGGAGUGUUUAUGAAACGACUCUCUUCACCGCAGCGCGCCUAAUACAAAGACCGUGUGAG
Molecule: messenger RNA, 3193 nt
Organism: Amoebophrya sp. A25
Lineage: Eukaryota; Dinophyceae; Syndiniales; Amoebophryaceae
Source: the annotation of a GenBank genome assembly